This is a messenger RNA of Heterostelium album PN500, 1377 nucleotides long. RefSeq lists its product as uncharacterized. The transcript is spliced from 3 exons. Bases 1 to 1377 code for a protein of 458 amino acids. Lineage: Eukaryota; Evosea; Eumycetozoa; Acytosteliales; Acytosteliaceae. The record is from RefSeq and is a predicted model, not a curated record.
AUGUCAUCAGUUAGUGGAAGAUAUCAAUAUCAUCCACAGACAUCUGUUUUAGAGGAUAUGGAUACGAGUAACAGUAGAUACUAUAGUUCACAGAAUGGAAUCAAUGGUGGUGGUGGUGUCAAUAGUAUGAAUGGCGGUGGUGGUGGUGGUGGUAGUAGCGGAUACAAUUUUAGAACACCUGCAAAGUCAGCGAAUACCACAAAUCAAUUUGGUGCCAGUGGAAUCAAUGAUAAUAGUAACUUUGAUAUGCUAAUGGAUGAUUCAAGCUAUUUCAAUCCAGACGAAUCAUUACAUAUACCGGUUACUCCAAUCAAGGCAAAUACCAAUCCACAACAACAACCACCUACACAAAACGGCUCUGCUGCUGCAUCUACCAUUGGAAGUAGAUUUACAAAUAACAAUACAAGUAAUAGUCAAAAUAAUAAUAGACCACAAACACAACCACCACCACCACCACAACAACAACAGCAGCAACAACCACAACCACAAUAUUAUCAACCAACCACGGCUACCUCUACUUCUGCAAAUCCAACAAAUUUGUCAAGACCAAACACUCAACAACAAACACAACUACCAAGACCGAAUCAACAACAGCAACCCCAACAACAAACUCAACCAAGAAGAGACGAAUUCACAUAUAGUACAUAUCAAGAUAACUUUGCAAGAGAUGCUCAAAAUGUUGUCGAUAGUAUGAAACAAUCUACAAUGAGAAGAAGAGAUCAAGAUUUUACAUAUGAAAAUCAACAAACACAACAAACACAACCACAGAUACAACCACAGACACAAUAUAAUUAUAAUAGUCCUGCUGCCGAGACUCCUAACAUCGGAAUCUAUUCGAAAUCCUAUGUGAAGAACCUGGAGGAUGACAUUAAGAAACUGACCGACCAACUAAAGAUGAACAGUUUGAAUGGUAUUAGUAGUAGUAGUAGCGGUGUUAGUGUAUCUCCUGUUACACCCAACUCUGGAUCGUUCGUUGGUAACUCUGCAAACACCACUGUUAAUUCAUCGAAUGCAUCUCAACAACCAACACAUCAAUCACAAUUAAAUCAACAACAACAUCAACAACAACCACUUCAACAACAGCAAAAAACACAUCAACAACAACAACCAACAUCAACAACAUCACAAUUCUCAACACCAUCUUUUAAAUCUAGAAUGAAUAGUCAGAUUAAUAAUACACCGGGUAGAUCGACUGUCAAUGAUCUUACACUGAUGGAACUGACCGAGAAGUACUCCGAUAAACGAAUCGAUUGCACGCGAACUCAAGGAACUCCGACAAAAGUCGGUGCAAGAUCAGCAGUCGCUGCAAGCGAAAGAUCAGUACAUCCUUCAGCUGCAGCAACUCGUCAAGAAAAAAGAUGCAGAUUUCCAGCGUAA